Auanema sp. JU1783 is the source of this 1464-nucleotide messenger RNA. The record is from the annotation of a GenBank genome assembly. Lineage: Eukaryota; Metazoa; Nematoda; Chromadorea; Rhabditida; Rhabditidae.
AUGACGAGUUCAAAAUCAGAUGAAUCCAGUAGGAAAGAACUGAAUACUGGAGGAACCAUCAAAUUACAGCCGCGUAUAUCCUUAUUCACAGCAUGUGGUAUCAUCAUUGGUGUAAUUGUUGGUUCUGGAAUCUUUGUUUCUCCUAAAGGAGUUCUGAUAGAAGCUGGAAGCGUUGGUUUAUCCCUCUUAGUAUGGAUUCUAUCUGGUGUCUUCUCCAUGAUUGGAGCUAUCUGUUAUGCAGAAUUAGGAACGACAAUCCCUAAGAGUGGUGGUGAUUAUGCUUAUAUUUAUGAGGCGUUUGGUUCUCUUCCCGCUUUUCUCUUUUUAUGGAUGGCUUUAAUGAUUAUAAAUCCUACGUCCAAUGCUAUAAUUGCUUUGACGUUCGCUAAUUAUGGUCUCAAGCCUUUUUUCCCAACCUGUGAUGUUCCAGAGUUGGCUAUUAAGUUACUAGCUGCAUGUACUAUAGCUAUAUUAACCUUUAUCAACAGUUACAAUGUGAAAAUGGCUACCAGCACCAACAACAUAUACUCCGUAACUAAAGUUUUAGCUUUACUCAUUAUAAUUACUACUGGAAUUGCAUGGCUGUUCUUAGGAAACGUUGAAUACUUUCAAUAUCCGGAUGUGAUGGAAGGCUCUAACUAUAAGCCGUCUUCCUUAUCCUUGGCGUUCUAUUCGGGAGUUUUCUCUUUUGCCGGAUGGAAUUAUUUGAACUUUGUCACAGAAGAGCUGAUAGAACCAUUCAAGAAUCUUCCGAGAGCUAUCUACAUUUCCAUCCCCGCAGUCACACUCAUUUACGUCCUCGUGAAUGUUGCUUAUUUUGCUGUUCUUUCUGUUGAUGAGAUUUUGGAAUCAAACGCUGUCGCAGUUCUUUUUGCCGAAAGAGUAAUGGGAGUGUUUGCUCCUAUCAUGCCUUUCUUCGUAGCUUCUUCCUGCAUAGGAGGUCUUAAUGGAAUUAUUUUCACUUCUGCAAGGAUGUUUUUUGCUGGAGCAAGAGAUGGUCAAUUACCAGAACUCCUGUCUAUGAUCUCUAUACGUUAUGUAACGCCAAUGCCAUCUUUGCUAUUUUUAGGAGUGCUUUCAAUUGCCAUGCUGUUCGCUGCUGACGUUUUUGUUCUUAUCAACUAUUUGGCAUUUGCGGAGAGUUUGGUAGUUGCCGUUUCGGUAGCUGGUCUGAUCAAAAUGAGAUUAAUGAAUCCAGAUAUGCAGAGACCUAUACAGUUUCCUUUGAUAAUUCCUAUAAUCUUCCUGACUAUGUGUUUGUUCCUUCUCAUUCUACCGCUCUUCAACAAACCUUAUGAACUAUUUGUUGGAAUUGGUAUUGUUCUGUCUGGGAUACCAAUUUACUUACUUUUUGUUUUUAACAAAAGACGACCACAAUUCGUUACGAAGUUAUGGAUCGGAUUCACACAUUUCAUUCAAAAGUUACUUUAUUGUGUUCCGGAAGAGGGCUCUCGUUCGGAAUAA